CUGUCACAAUGGAUAUUUAUUUACUUAAUAUUAUGGUAUAUUUGUUAUAUAUUAUUUACCAAAAGCAGAGUCAAUAAUUUAAGUAUAUUAUAUAAGAUAUUCUAGUAAUUUCAAGAAUAUUGUGAAAACCGGUCAAAGAUGAACGAUACCAGACGCCGCUCUACCAUGACAUUACCAGCGAUAGAAACGAUUCAGAGAAAUGUUCGCCAAGUGCCUACGACUUAUUCUAGGAAACCGCGGGAUAUACCGUUCCAUUUGCCGCACAGAAAAUUAUUGGAAAAGAUUGAGUUUGUCGAAAAGGAACCUGAACCAUUGACUGGCUUCGCCGCAGCGCAAGAAGAUAGAUAUAUGAGGGAGAGAAGAAGCACUAAAAUACAAUUAGAACCAAUAAAGCAUGAGGAAGUCAAGAAAAAGAAAGCAAUAAAGAUACGAGAGUCGAGAAGCAGUAUGGACGAUGAAAGAAAAGAGGAACCAACCGCAGACCCUCUCAAGCUGAAGCCCCAGGUGGCCUCGCAGAAGGAGGUGAUAGAUCACGUGCGCUCAAACCCCCAGUGCGGCUUCCUGUACAUGAUAUAUGCUGUGCAUCCACAGAAUGUAUACUUUACGCCAUAUUAUCUAAAAGUUGUUAAGUAUGAAGAGCUGGAUAGGAAGAAUUACUUCACAAUAAGUCCGUGCGGUGUGACGCACUACACCAGCGAGAUGGUGUUCACAAAGCUCAAUGACUGGGAACAAGAGUACACCGUCUUCGUGCAGCUACAUGAAAUAACAUUCUUCAAAGUGUACCGAUAUUGGAAAGCAUUGUACGUAUGGCACAAAUCGGUUCGGUUCCGCAAGUACAGUCGGCUGAGGAACAUGCUCUCCCGCCAGCUGUUCAUCCUUACACCGCCGCUGGCGCGUGCGUUACUGACGGUGCAGGCUCUGUGCUGUCGGAUGCUGGAGGUAUCGCUCGCUGACACAACACGACACAUGGAUACGCCUUUCUUCUACUUCAAUGAGGCACAGAUGAUGCGUUUGGAGAUGGUGCGCCGGCGCAUAACGGAGUUUAGAUCGGUGGCGCACGAGGCGGUGACGGUGGCGGGACACGAAGCACUGCGCCUGCGCGGCUUCACCGUCGACGAUCACGAGGUGCCACCGCCCGCCAUAGUGCGCGGCCGGCCCGUCGGCGGCAUGUCCUACACACAGAAGGCCAACAAGAGGAAGUACUGCGAACGACUCGCUUGCUUCAUCAAGCUGAUCGACUACAUGACGAACUAUAUGCUCCACGGGCUGACGAAUCGCUCCAACGCGCACAUGGCAAAUUUGCUGCGUACACACGCCUCGUUCACGCCCUCACAUGACCUGCUCACCUCACUUGAUGUCGAUACCGUGCUGGAGGUAGUGCCUAGGCCAGUUGAAAUAUGCAAGUGGGCUCUAUUUCAAGUGGACGCAUACGUGCUGCCCAGCGGCGAGGUAGAGUUGAAUCCCAGCGAGAAGAUAAUUUCCGAAUAUAUCAGCAAGGUAACAGAGUACUGGGAUGAGGUCGUACGGACGUUCCACAACUUUCUCAACGACGACGACCUGCAGAUGUUCGUGCAGCCCACCAUCAUGGGCAAACAAGUCGAAUGGUCGGCAGGAGUGUCACCUAAUCUUUACUUCCUUAUGAAUCAAGAUAAGAAAAUGCUAGAAGAUAUUUUAUAUAUUCCUAACGCUAUCAAAGAAGCUUACGAGGUGGUAGAUGUAUUUUUAAACAGAAUGAAAACGUUUAUGGUGGAAUUUAAAGCCGCGCAUGAAAUGGACUUGAACGUAAUCAGGGACGAAAGAGACGUCAAUGUAUUCAAAUUGCUCUGCGACAAACUGGUGAAGCAAAUGGAGACGAUCGAGGACGUGGUCAGCUACCAGCCACUCGGCAUCAUCUUCCUGAACCUCAGCCCGUUCCAGGAGCUCUUCAGGCCGCAGCCCAGGCGACUGUUCGAUGUCGUUUUGAACACCACUCCUGACGUGGGUCGUGCUUGUAUUGACGAGAUCUUGGAGGGCAUCGAAUCCAUCGGCGAGGACAUCAGUCGGGAACCGGAGACGGCGGCCGAGCUUGUGGAAUUCAACAGCCUGCUGGAUGGCCUGGAGAGCCGCGUCGCGUACCUAGAGGAGCGGUUGGAGUACCUGCGCGAGUUGUACGACUUUAUGGGAGAAUUCAAUAUUCCAGUUUCGCCUGAAGAUAUGACCGACUACUUGGGUCUGAGCGUGGCGUUGGGCACGCUGCGGACCAGCGUGGACGCGCGGCUGGAGACCCGUGGCAAGCUGGCAGGACAGUUCGCUUCACAGGUGGGCCGCGACCUGAUGCAACUUAUGGAAGAGGUCAACACGUUGCACGCACAGGUCGCGCAACCUUGGCUCUACGACGACAGUUCUGACAUGGCCAAGGUUUUGGAGGUAUUGGACGACCUCAUGGCUAAGCUUAUGGCAUGCUUCGCCAGAGACAAGCAGAUUCAUGACUGGCAGAAAAUAUUUAAAAUUCCGCCAUCACGACUCGACCAGUUGGAUGAGGCGAUCAAUGAUGUGAAAUUAAGACAAAUGUUGUGGAAAUCUUCCAAGGAGUGGGAUGAACAUUAUCACAGUUGGUACGAAGCGCCCUUCCACACCCUGGAUGUAGACGAUAUACAGAAUGCCGCCGUCAAUUAUGGCAAGCAGUUUAACCAGAUGGACAAAGCAUUGCCACCAAACAAGAUUGUGCCAAGAUGCAAACAUUCUAUUGACGUUAUGAAGGAUAAGCUGCCGGUGAUCUCGUACCUGCGUAGUCCAGCACUGAAGGCCCGGCACUGGGUGCGCGUGGAGGAGGUGUUGCACACUCGCUUCGUGCCCGGUGCGCCGAUCACGCUCGCCGACCUCGAGCAGCUCGGCGCCUUCCAGCACGCCGAGGAGCUCAUGGAGAUCGCAGCUCAGGCUAACUCAGAGGCCGGCCUUGAGGCUCUGCUCAAGAAGGUGGAAGAGACAUGGGCGGCAUUGGAAUUCCCGGUGUUGCCACACAAGGACUCGCGAGACGUGUUCAUGCUGGGCGGACUGGAGGAGAUUCAGGCGGCGCUGGACGAGAGCUGUGUCAACGUUAACACCAUUCUCAGCUCGCGCAGCUGCGGCCCACUUAAGAGCCGAGUCGAAGAGUGGCAGCGAAACCUCGAGCUUUUCGGCAAAACACUUGAGGAGUGGCAGCAAUGCCAGCAGACGUGGAUGUAUUUGGAGGCGAUCUUCAGCGCACCCGACAUCCAACGACAGCUGCCAAAUGAAACUCGGCUCUUUACCAUCGUCGACAAGUCUUGGAAGGAUAAUAUGCGUAAAGUCGCUAAGGUACCGCUGGCGUUGCCGGCGGCGACUCAACCAAAAUUGUACGAGGAGCUGGUUCGUAACAACGAGAUGCUGGACCAGAUCAUGAAGUGCCUGGAGGCGUACCUCGAGACCAAGCGUGUUGCCUUCCCACGCUUCUUUUUCCUUUCUAACGACGAACUGCUUGAGAUCUUGGCGCAGACUCGCAACCCGCAUGCGGUACAGCCGCACUUGCGCAAGUGCUUUGACGCGAUCGCCAAACUGGAGUUCGGCGUGAAGCUGCCGGAGAGCGAGAUGGAGGUGGCAGAGGAUGGCACACUGGUGGAGCGCGAGAUGUCACCGCGCUCGCGCGACCGCCUGCAGGCCGCCCUGGCUCUCACUGCUCGCCCCGAGGACCUCACCACUGAUAUCAUUGCCAUGCUCUCGCCCGAGAGCGAGCGCGUCAACCUGGGCAAGGGUUUGAAGGCGCGCGGCAAUGUGGAGGAGUGGCUGGGCAAAGUCGAGGCGGCCAUGUUCGCCUCCGUGAAGCGCUGCAUGAAAUAUGCUCUGCGCGACUACGAGACGCGCCCCCGACCUCAAUGGUCCGCCCUGCAUCCAAACCAGGUGGUGCUGACCGUGUCGCAGAUCAUGUGGGCGCGAGGCAUCCACGAGGUGCUGAGCAGCGCCGAGGGCGAGGACGUGACGACAGGACUUGCUGAGUUCGAAAGGCGCAGCGUGGGUGACUUGAACGCGCUCGCCGCCCUCACGCGCCAGCCACUCGGCGCGCUCUUCCGUCGCGUGCUCUGCGCACUCAUCACCGUCGACGUGCACGCUCGUGACUCCGUCUCCAAUAUGGUCGAGAAGCGUGUGCAGAAGGACACGGACUUCGAGUGGCUGAAGAUGAUCCGCUACUAUUGGGAAGAGGAUCUGGAUAACUGCGUGGCGCGCAUGUCUAGUGCUAUGUACAUCUACGGCCACGAGUACUUGGGCGCUGGAGGUGUGUUGGUGAUAACUCCAUUAACGGACCGCUGCUACCUGUGUCUUAUGGGAGCGCUUCAACUGGACCUGGGUGGAGCGCCCGCCGGACCAGCGGGGACCGGCAAGACAGAGACCACUAAGGAUCUGGCCAAAGCCGUCGCUGUGCAAUGCGUCGUAUUUAAUUGCUCUGAAGGUCUCGAUUACAAAAUGAUGGGCCGGUUCUUCUCUGGACUGGCGACGUCCGGCGCAUGGUGUUGUUUUGACGAGUUCAAUCGUAUUGACAUCGAGGUGUUGUCCGUUAUCGCCCAACAGCUCAUCACCAUCCGCAACGCGAAGAUUGCAAGACUCUCCAGAUUCAUGUUCGAGGGUCGAGAGAUAAAGUUGGUGCGCACGUGUGCUGCCUUCAUCACCAUGAACCCGGGCUACGCGGGCCGCACUGAGCUGCCAGACAACUUGAAGGCGCUCUUCCGACCAAUCUCAAUGAUGGUCCCCGACUAUGCACUGAUCGCGGAAGUGAUCUUGUAUUCCGAGGGCUUUGAGUCCUCCAAAGUUCUGGCGCGCAAGAUGGUGCAGAUGUACAAGUUGUCCAGCGAGCAGCUCUCCAAGCAGGACCACUACGAUUUCGGCAUGAGGGCGGUCAAGAGUGUGCUGGUGAUGGCAGGCGCUCUAAAGCGUGCAAACCCUGAUCAAGUGGAGGACCUAACAUUGCUGUGUGCGCUCAACGACAGCAACUUGCCCAAGUUCCUGGCGGCAGACGCGCUGCUGUUUGCGGGCAUCCUCUCCGACCUGUUCCCGGGCCUCGAGCUGCCCGUGCGCGACUACGGUGUCAUGGAGGAGGCAAUCAAGUACUGCUUGCUGGAGCGCAACUUGCAAGUGGAAGCUUGCCAGAUCCGUAAGGUCAUCCAGUUGCACGAAACGAUGAUCGUGCGCUGGGGAGUGAUGCUGGUUGGACCUACCGGCGGUGGCAAGACUGUCGUUCUACACAUACUGGGAGCGACGUACGCUCGGCUGUACGAGGAGGAGGUGGAAGGCCCCCAGAACAAGCCGGUGCAUAUGUACACGAUGAACCCCAAAAGCUUGAGCAUCGGCGAGCUGUACGGCGAGGUGAACCUGCAGACGCUGGAGUGGCACGACGGCGUACUGCCGCUCAGUCUGCGCAUUGCUGUACAGUGCACCGCCCCCGACCACCAGUGGAUCAUCUGCGACGGCCCCGUCGAUGCCGUUUGGAUCGAAAACAUGAACACCGUGCUCGACGACAACAAAAUGCUCUGCCUCGCCAAUUCCGAGCGCAUUAAGCUUACACCUCACGUGCACAUGCUUUUUGAGGUGGGGGACCUGGCGCAGGCGUCUCCGGCGACGGUAUCGCGCUGCGGCAUGGUGUAUGUGGACCCACGCGAGAUGGGCGUGUUGCCGUACGCGCGCUCUUGGAUCGCGGGCGCCGCAGCUCAAGGCCUGCUCACCGGCGAUCACCCUGACUUCCUCUAUCAAAUGUUUCUGAUGCUGCCCGAUGGACUCGAUUAUGUCUCACAUAAGUGCACAGUCGGGAUAAAACAGGUGGAUGCUAGCAAGGUGGCGGCCCUGUGUAGUCUAUUGGGCAGCCUGUUGGCCGAGCCAGGCGAGAGGUUCCCGGACAAAUCAGCGGCGCGCAGCUACCUAGCUCUGUGCUACCAGUUCUGCUACGCCUGGGCCGCUGGCGGCAACCUGCUUGAGUCCUUCCGACGACCCUUCGAUGAGUUCAUCAAGAGACAGUUCGAAACCUUCGAGGAGGGAGAGUUCCUGCCGUCUGGCAUGAACCUGUUCGAGGUGUAUGUGGAUACGAAACUGCGGCGCGCUCGGCCCUGGUCCGAGUCUACGCCACCUUUCACCUAUGAUCCCGACCGGCCGUUCUUCGAGACCCUGGUGCCUACCACAGACACGGCGCGCUACGGCCACUUGCUACGUCGUUGGCUCGCCGCAAACAGGCCCACCAUUUUCACUGGAGACACGGGAGUCGGCAAAACCUGCAUCAUCCUGCAAGUGUUAAACAAGAUGCAAACGACAGACUCUUUCAUACCUAUCACACUCAACUUCUCUGCACAGACCAGCAGCAAGAAAACACAGGAGGCGAUAGAACAGCGACUGGAAAAACGACCUCGACGUGCGCUGGGCGCGCCUCUCGGCCGCCGCAUAGUUGUGUUCGUGGACGAUGUCAACAUGCCACGUCUCGACAUAUACGGUGCACAGCCCACCAUCGAACUGCUCAGGCAGUUCCUGGAUUUCGGUGGGUGGCACGACCGCGACAAAUUGUACUGGAAGGAGAUCAUCGACGUGGUAGUGGUGGCGGCGUGCGCCCCGCCCGGCGGCGGCCGCAACCCACUCACCGCGCGCUUCGUGAGGCACCUCGCCAUGCUGCACGUCGCCGCACCGGACUCUACCGCGAUGAUUACUAUAUUUAAAUCGAUCUUGGGCGGGCACAUGGAGGACUUUGUGACUGAGGUGUCCUCUCUGGGGGACAACUUGGUGCGCGCGGCGGUGGAGGUAUACGGGCGCGUGUGCGCGCAGCUGUUGCCGACGCCUGCACGCGCCCAUUAUGUCUUCAAUCUGCGAGAUCUCUCCAAGUGCGUGCAGGGCGCGCUGCAAGCUCGGGCGGCGUACGUACGCGUCCCACGGGAAAUGCUACGGCUAUUCUAUCAUGAAUGUUUGCGAGUCUUCCAUGACCGGCUUAUUUGCGUAGAAGACAAGACAUUCUUCUAUAGGCUAAUGUGUGAUGUUUGCGAGAAGAACUUCAAGGAACCGGUGUUGGAAUUGCCGGAAGGAGAGCUUAUUGAAGAGCCGCCAAUGCUGUUAUUUGGAGAUUUCAUAAAUCCCUCAUUGCCAAAAGAAAUGAGGGUGUACCGGGAACUUCCAGACAUGGAAAAACUCAUGGCAGUGCUCAAGGAAUACCUGGACGAGUACAACGCUAGUGCACGCACGGAGAUGCGGCUGGUUGUGUUCAGUGAGAUGGCAGAGCACGUGACGCGCGUUGCUCGCGUGCUGCGUGCCGAGCGUGGGCACGCGCUGCUGGUGGGGCCUGCGGGCUCGGGUCGGCGCAGCGUCGCCGCGCUUGCCGCCCAUCUUAACGACUGCCGGUGCAUGGGCAUGGAGCUUAAGCGGAAUUAUGACGUGCCCGAGUUCCACGAGGACCUGGUGAAGAUGUACAUGAGCGCGGGUGUGGCGCUACGAGAGACCGUCUUUCUUUGCACCGACUCGCAGCUCUCUCGUGACGACUUUCUCGAAGAUGUCAACAAUAUGCUUAAUACGGGCGAAGUAAAUAACUUGCUGGAAGGCGACGCGUACGAGCAGAUGCAGUCGGGAUGCGGACAAGAUGCUGCAAAGGCUGGGGUCAACCUCUCCGACCGCGACGCCCUCUAUCGGUUCUUCAUCAACCGCGUACGCGCCAAGCUGCAUCUCUGCAUUUGCAUGAGCCCCGUCGGCGAAGGUUUCAGACGGCGCUGUCGUAUGUUCCCCUCCCUGGUGAAUUGCUGUACUAUUGAUUGGCUGACCAAGUGGCCACCGGGGGCGCUGCACUCGGUGGCGCGCCAGUCGCUGGCACCGCUGGCCGACGCCAAGCUCAUCAAUGACGUAUCCACAGUCUGCGUCUCUAUGCAUCAGGACGUGGACGUGAUGUCAGAGCGCCUAUUUACGGAGCUGCGGCGACACUUCUACUCGACGCCCAGCAGUUACCUCGACCUGCUUCAGCUCUACCUCUCGCUGCUGGAUGCCAAACGGCAGGAGAUCAUCUCUGGCCGCGACCGCGUCUCCUGCGGCCUCGAGAAGCUGUAUAGCGCGUACGAGUCUGUGGGUGCGAUGGAGCGUGCCGUACGGGAGAUGGAGCCGCUGCUGGCGCGCAAGGCGGCGGAGGGCUCAGCGCUUGCGGCGCGGCUACAGAAUGAGCGGCGUGCUGCUGACCUCGUGCGGAGCGCCUUACUCAUAGACGAGGCUAACGCCAAGAUGAAAGCAGACGAGGUUAGGCAGAUUGCGGACGAGGCGAAGGCCGACCUGGCCCUAGCCAUGCCCGCCAUGGAGGCUGCGCAAGAUGCACUCAAGGCGCUGAAUAAAGCCGAUAUCAAUGAACUUAAAGCCUUUCAGAAGCCUCCAACGCUCGUGCGCUUCGUCAUGGAGCCCGUGUGCAUUCUGUUAGGAGCAAAACCCGAUUGGGAUUCGACUAAGAAACUUCUGGCCGAUGUGAACUUUAUCCGAAACCUGCAAGAGUACGAUAAAGACCACAUCCCCGACGCCACCCUUAAAAAGAUCAAGACUUAUCUCACGCACAAAGAUUUUAAUCCCGAUACCGUCGUCAAAGUCUCCAAGGUGUGUCGCUCCAUGGUGCUGUGGGUGCAGGCCAUCGACAUGUAUGCCAAGGUGUUUCGAGUCGUGGAGCCCAAGAUCCUCAAGCACAAGGAGGCGGCGGGUAUCCUGCGCAGCGUAAUGGCGGAGUUACGCGCCAAACAGAAGCAAGUAGAGGCCGUGGAGGCGCAGCUGGCGGCCAUGCAGCGCGAGCUGCAGGUUGUAGAGGAGGAGCGAGACCGGCUGCAGGCGGAUGUGCAGCUGGCCGCCGCCCGUCUGGCACGCGCUGGUAGCCUCACGCAGGCGUUAGCCGAUGAACAGACACGCUGGGAGAAUAGCGUCAAGGAGGCGUCGUUGCAGCUAAUUGACGCGACGGGCAACGUGCUGGUGGCGGCCGGGUGCAUCGCGUACUUUGGCGCCUUCCCCGCGCACUACCGCCGAGAACUCGAGCACAAGUGGGUGGCGCACUGUGCAGAACUCCAGAUACCCGCGUCUCCCACUUUCGACCUGGUGGGAACGGCGGCGGGGCCGGGGGCGCGGCUGGCGUGGCAAUCGCAGGGGUUGCCGCGAGACGCCGGCUCUGCUGAAAACGCUACUUUGGUCGUGAGUGCCGGCCGUCGACCACUCGCCAUAGACCCUCAGCAACAGGCGAACCGGUGGAUAAAGAACAUGGAACGAGAGAACGGUCUACACGUGGCCAAGCCGACGGCACCGAAUCUGCUGCGGAUAAUGGAGAGCUGCGUGCGGCUUGGCUGGCCGCUGCUGCUGGAGGACGUAGGCGAGGAACUGGACGCUGCACUCACACCGCUCUUGCUUAAACAAACUUUCAUGCAGGGUGGUCGUCUGCUAAUCCACCUCGGCGACAGCGACAUAGAAUACGACCCGCACUUUCGGCUCUACUUGACCACGAAGCUUGGCAACCCGCACUAUCUGCCCGAGAUUUGCAUCCAAGUCACGUUGGUUAACUUCACCGUCACGCUCUCUGGACUGGAGGAACAACUGCUCGCUGAGGUAGUGAGCCUGGAGCGUCCCGAAUUGGAGCUGCAGCGUACGCAGUUGACGCAGCGCAUCGCCGCGGAUCGCGCCUCACUGCUCGACAUCGAGGAGCGCAUCCUGCACCUGCUUCACGCUUCCACAGGGAACAUCCUCGACGAUGAGGUCCUCAUCGAGACGCUCAACGAGAGCAAGGAAACGUCUGAAAUUAUCUCGGCGCGUUUGGCCGAAGCGGAGAUUACUGAGCGUAGCAUAGGCACGGCGCGCGAGCGGUACCGGGAGGUGGCAGCGCGCGGCGCAUUGCUCUACUUCGCUAUUGCACAGCUUGCGGACCUCGACCCCAUGUACCAGUUUUCCCUGUCGUACUUUACACAAAUAUUCAAGCGCGUGGUGGAGGAGCCGGCAAAGGAGGGCGACACAGUAGAGACGCGCGUGGCUGCGCUUGUGGACAGCGCCACACUGGCGACACAGCGUGCGGUGUCUCGCGCCUUGUUCGCGAGGCACCGGCUCGCACUCUCCAUACUGCUGACCGCCGCCGUGCAGCUGCACUCAGGCGCGCUACCGCACUCCUACUGGCACUACCUAAUGCACGGCGCGGGUGCGCCCGCCGGCGGAAUGCCAAAGAAGCCUGCGACGGAAGCGAUAUCCGAGCAGACAUGGGCGGCGGUGAAUUUCCUGCACGAGCACGAGGCUGCCUUUGUUGGCCUCCCUGACGACUGUCUCAAGCGCAUCCCACUCAAUGUUGGAGAAUAUUUUGUUGAGAUUCAUGUUGACAAGACGAACACGAGCAAGCCGACGGUGGACUGGGACAAUCGGCUAUCGCCGUUUGAAAAACUGAUGCUGCUCAAAUGCUUGCGCGAAGAGAAGCUUGUGUUUGCGAGCUCGCAGUACGUGUCUCUUUCGCUGGGUCCCGCCUUCAUCGAAUCUCCGCCAGUGCAGUUGCCGACACUAUAUGCUGAUACGAACUCUACAACACCCUUGGUGUUUGUGCUUAGCACAGGUUCAGAUCCUUUUGGCGCGUUCCAGAAGUUCGCCACGGACAAGGGCAUGCGCGACCGCGUUAACUUCAUUUCUCUGGGACAGGGCCAGGGGCCGGUUGCUGAAAAGAUGAUCAGCGAUGCCAAGCCGAAAGGAGAUUGGGUAUUUUUGCAGAAUUGUCACUUGGCAGCAUCCUGGAUGAGAAAUCUGGAGAUGAUUGUAGAAAGUUUUACCAGCGACCAGGCUCCGAUCCAUGAAGAGUUUCGUUUAUAUCUAAGUUCUAUGCCAACUCCCAAAUUCCCAGUUUCUGUGCUACAGAACUCAGUUAAAGUUACCAACGAACCACCUAAAGGUCUAAAAGCCAAUGUAAAAAGAGCACUAAUUGAAAUGGAUGCAGAUUUCUACGAGAAUCAUGUAUUGGAGCAGGACUGGCGCACGUUGGUAUUCGGCAUCUGCAUCUUCCACGCCCUGGUGCAGGAGCGCAAGAAGUUCGGUCCACUCGGCUGGAACAUCUCGUACGAGUUUAGCGACAGCGACCGCGAGUGCGCCAUUCUCACGCUGCAGAUGUUCUGCGCCGGCGGGGAGAUACCUUGGGACGCGCUCGAGUAUAUCACCAGUGAGAUAACGUAUGGCGGUCGUGUGACGGACAUGUGGGACCAGCGGUGUCUGGCAGCGGCGCUGCGGCGCGUGGUGUCGCGUGCCGCACUCAACCCCGAGCACUCGUACUCGCCAUGCGGCCGCUACGCCUGCCCGCGCGUCCCGCUGCUUGUAGACGCCCAGCGCUACAUUGACGGCCUUCCUGACAACGAGCCUCCCGGCCUUUUCGGCUUACACGAUAACGCCAAUAUCACAUACGAGCGGCAAGAGACGACCGCGCUGCUGCAGACGAUAGCGGAGGUGCAGCCGCGAGCGGGGGGCGCGGGCGGGGAGCCGCCCGAGCGCCUCGUCUGGCGCAUCUGUGAGUCCACGCGCGCCUCCGUGCCCCACAAGGUGGACACGUCGGUAACGCACGAGUCAGUGUUCGCGGUGGACGAGCGCGGGCAGCCGCUAUCACUGGCCACGGUGCUGCACCACGAGCGCAAGCAGUACGACACGCUGCUAGCUCUGCUGCACUCCAGUCUGCGCGAGCUGCAGCGCGCUGUGCAGGGCGUGGUGGUUAUGUCUGAGGCGCUGGAAGAGGUGUUUAACGCGCUGGCUAACGGACGCGUGCCCGCCAUGUGGCACGCCCGCGCUUACAACUCACUCAAGUCGCUCGGCAGCUGGCUGCACGACCUCGCACUGCGCGUUGAUUUUAUAGAGGCGUGGUGGCGCAAGGGGCGUGGCGAGAGCAGCUGGCUGCCGGGGCUGUUCUUCCCUCAAGGCCUACUGACGGGGGCGCUGCAGACUCACGCGCGCCGCAACCGCCUGCCUAUUGACGUGCUUGCCUUCGACUUCCACCCCACCUCUGUCUUCAUAUAUCAAGACGAUAUUUACACUUUUAACAAGCACCCUAAGGAGCAAGUGGAUGUGUACGGAGGGCUGGAGGCGCCAGACGAGGGCAUCAUCAUCCACGGCCUGUACAUCGAAGCAGGUCGCUGGGACGUGCCCAACGCCUGCCUCGCAGACGCUCUGCCAGGUCAGACAUGGUCGUGGCUGCCGGCAGUGCGGGUGAGCUGUCGCGUGGGCGCGCCGCCGGCUGGCGGUCGGUACGAGGCGCCGCUGUACCGCACGGCGGCGCGCGCGGGCGUGCUCGCCACUACUGGACACAGCACAAACUUUGUCAUCGCUAUAUUGCUGCCGGCAGAUCAUCCCUCGGACUUCUGGAUCCUGCGCGGCACCGCACUGCUCACACAACUCUCGGACUGAAUACUUUUGAGAUGAUUACAUUUUGUUCUAGAUCAUUUUAUUGUAGAAUAUUUUAUUUUGUUACUCUAUUUUAUUGUUAUGAAUAUUGUUUUGUAGACUAUAACUGUGGUGUAUAAAGCGUUACGAGAGAAGCAUUUUAUUAGAAGAUUAAUUUAAAUAUAUACAUCCAUAUACCUAAUAUCAAUAAAACUAUAGCAGCUACCUUCCAGGACAUGUAACAAUGUGGUUACAUUGAGUUGUACUCGUAACAUUGUCGCAGCGUCAGGAAUUCAAAUGUUUAAAUAAAACCCAAAAAUAC
Papilio xuthus (Asian swallowtail) is the source of this 12667-nucleotide messenger RNA. It is a transcript of the gene Dhc16F, whose product is annotated as Dynein heavy chain at 16F. The record is from RefSeq and is a predicted model, not a curated record. The transcript is spliced from 66 exons. Gene Ontology annotation, molecular function: minus-end-directed microtubule motor activity; dynein light intermediate chain binding; ATP binding. Lineage: Eukaryota; Metazoa; Arthropoda; Insecta; Lepidoptera; Papilionidae. Gene Ontology annotation, cellular component: dynein complex. The coding region runs from base 139 to 12369 and encodes 4076 amino acids. Gene Ontology annotation, biological process: microtubule-based movement.